UCGGCUGUAGACCCGGCCCUCUGUAUAUCACUGUAUUGACGUGUUGUUAGCAAAUGGGAGCAGAACGUCCGAUCCUUCGCAUGAGGGGGUCAUUCUGACUACAGGGCCGAUCCUUCGCCUGAAGAGGUCAUUCUGACUGCAGUUGCCACUUGUUGCUAAACCCUUCAGGGCUUCAAUACUCGACCACCGCAAAUACAUUGAUAGCCUACACUUUAAUCCUACACGUUAAUCUAUUCUCUCCAAUAGAGACGCGGAUCUCGAUGUUGAAUCAGGAUUCAGGAAUACUCCCACAACUAACAUUGAAAGGAGAUACUUUGUCAACUGUUUGAUAUUUCGGUCUAAUCUGACGGGCGAAGCAUGGUUGAUAAUACCAGUAUAGCAACUAAAUCUGCUUUGCAAGCAGCGUUCUCCUCGCCCAACAACCUCCCCCUGCUCGUCUCCUCUGCCUCCACACACAGCCACUUCCCCGGCUCACACUCACAGUCCCAACAGCCCAGCAGCGGAGGCAUGAAGCUAGAGGCGGUCAUGGAAAACCUCCAAAGACAGCAGGCUGCCCGCCUGGCGUUGGAAGAGAAGCUUCGUCAGGCAGAGAAAGAGAAGGAUCUCCGCUCCAUGGUCGAGUCCCAGAUACACCAACAAGCCCUCGCUUUCCACCACUACCAGGCAGCGGUCCGGGGCGCUUUCGCCGCGGGAGUAGCGAACUCUUCUCCCAGCUUGGCGAGAUCCGCUGAACCGGGACUGGCUGUCCAUCACAGUUUCGACCCCCGCAGGCACUCAGAGAGAGCCGACGACUCCGAUAUGGAUGAUGAUCCAGAGGGGAUGGACCGAUGCAUGAAUGAUGACAUGGACAACGAAGGAGUCGUGGAUGAUGAGGAUGAAGAGGACAUGGAGGGGGCUCUCAGCCACUACCAGCCCCACAACCCCAUGCGCCCCGGUGCGGGACACUCUCCGAAGGGCACCCCGGUGCAGUUCAUGUCUAUAAUUCCCCCCUCCUUCGUUGCGCCCCGGCGGUUGGAAUCCCCGGGCGGGAUGGCACCACAGUCUCAGAACCACGAAUGGACUUACGAGGAGCAAUUCAAACAGUCAGGACAAGGCAGUGCACCAGAGAGGAAGCUGGGAAAUUCAAGUGUCGGUAUCGGUGGCGGCUCCUCGUCUCUGAUUCAGGAGUUGUACGAGUUGGAUAACGAUGACAAGAGGAAAGAGUUUCUUGAUGACCUCUUCAGUUUUAUGCAGAAGAGAGGGACUCCAGUGAAUCGUAUUCCUAUCAUGGCCAAGCAGGUGUUGGAUCUGUACACGCUCUACAAGCUGGUCACAGAAAAAGGCGGCUUAGUGGAGGUCAUCAAUAAGAAAAUAUGGCGUGAGAUCACCAAAGGCCUCAACCUCCCUACCUCCAUCACCAGCGCAGCGUUCACCCUGCGAACACAGUAUAUGAAGUACCUCUACCCUUACGAAUGUGAAAAGAGGGGCCUGAGCUCCCCCGGAGAGCUCCAGGCAGCUAUCGACAGCAACCGCCGUGAGGGACGUCGUCAGAGCUACGGGUCGGCCAUCUUUAACUACUCUCCAAUGGGGACAUCCUCCAUCGUCUCCUCCUCCAAGAUGAACAUGCCUCACCUGGCCAUGUCCACCCUCAAUGGAGCACAUGUGACCCAGGGACACAACAUCAAGAAAGAGGAUGGUCUGAUGGCGGGUUGUCUGUCGGGUCGUGUGGGGGGGAUACCCAUGUCUCUGGGAGGUCACCCCCAAGCCCCGGCAGCUCAGGAGGCUGCAGGGCUACAGGCUGCAGCGUUGGAGCAGCUGAGGCAGAAGCUGGAGAGCGGGGAGCCGCCGGAGAAGAUGGGGAUGGCCGAGGAGCAACAGAGACUCAUGCAGCACGCGGUGCAGCAGAACCUCCUCGCCAUGGCAACACAGCUUCCCAUGAACAUCAAGAUCAACAACCGAGCGGAGCGGAUGAGAGAUGACAGACAAGAGACUCCAUUGAACCUGUCUACCAGCGGCAUUAGCAGCAUCAACAUGUCAAUAGAAAUAGAUGAAGUUGUCUACACAGGUGUUCUGUUUGCCAGGAAGCCCUCCCUCCCUACGAUGCUGGGCGGUCACCGGGUCCAGAACCAGAAUGACACCUUCUCUCAGGGAAAGACCAGUCCGGGGAUGAACUCCUCCUCCAUACAGAUCCAACCGUCCUGCUCCUCUUCCUCCUCCUCAUCCUCGGUCCACGGACAUGGAAACUCCUCCCCCUGAGCUGAGACCCACUCACAGCUCCACCCGCUAACCCCCCUGCCCCCAUCAUUCCCCAAAGACAACAAGCGGUCUGAGAUACCAGAAGAAAAUACUUCUAUUGUUUUUGAAGGUGGUUUUUCCCUUCCUCCUCCUCUUCCUCUUUCUCCUCCCUUUCUCAAACUCCCUUAUUCAAGUUGAAAGAAUGAAAAUAAAAAGUUUUAUUUACUGAGAAAAUACUUCUGUAGAAAAAUCAAAUUCUCUCUUGCUCUAUUCUCUUUCCUUCCUCUGAACUCUGACCUCUGAACUCUGACCUCUGAAUGGUAUGUAGAGGACCUCUGAACCCUGUGUGUAUUCAGAUACAUUCUGCUGUCUUUGUCGUGUUUCCUGAGAACAGCUGCUCAGUUUGGAGCAGUGUAAACAUAUAGGUAAAGAUAUACGUGGUGACACAUCAUUAGACGCAAGGAACUGUGGGACAAAGACACCGAGAGACUGAGACAUGUUGGCUCUCUGUCUGUCUGUCUGUCUGUCUGUCUGUCUGUCUGUCUGUCUGUCUGUCUGUCUGUCUGUCUGUCUGUCUGUCUGUCUGUCUGUCUGUCUGUCUGUCUGUCUGUCUGUCUGUCUGUCUGUCUGUCUGUCUGUCUGUCUGUCUGUCUGUCUGUCUGUCUGUCUGUCUGUCUGUCUGUCUGUCUGUCUGUCUGUCUGUCUGUCUGUCUGCAGCUCCUCCAACAGAAGAGAGGAUUCUUGACCUCGUACCCGAAGAGAGAAAUGCUUGUUAACCUGUAGCAGGGUUGGGGGUCAAUUCCAUUUUAAAAUCGUCAAUUCAGAAAAUAAACCAAAAUUCUAAUUCCACAUUUUCCUAAUUGAAAAGCAUUAAAGAGAGUUAGCAUUCAGUGUACUUCCUGAGUUUUCUGGAAUAGAAAUGGAAUUGACCCCAACCCUGAUCUGUAGUAUGGCUUGUUUGAAACCUCUGCUAGGCAUGGGAGGCCAUUUCAUUGUCACUGAAAAUCUUUAGUUUUCUUCUUGUUUUUGAUCACAAACCAGAGAAGAUUGCUACUUUAAGCUAAUAACCAAAGAAAAACAAGAGUAAUCAAUGAAAAGAAAGUAAAGAAUAAAAACUAUAACAUACACAGACAGCACAGAUACAAUAGUGGAACCAAAUGACCAAACUAAGGACAUACUGUAUAUCACAAGCACAUCCUGACUAAGCACAUCUCACAGAAUCAGGGAAACGUAAUUCCUUCUUUCUUUCUUUUAGAACAUAUCGUGUUAUCUAUCUAUCUAUUAUCUAUCUAUCUAUUAUCUAUCUAUCUAUUGAAGCUCUGAUCAAUCGAUGCUGCUCGCUAUAUCAACACAUUGUUUAAUGCUGUGGGACAAUAGCUAGAGCGUCAAGACAUGCCUUCGUCAGUAAAGAGGUAAACCAAAUAGCCUAGUAACCUAGAGCGUUCGACACUGUCGGUCCUGGUCAGAGCCUCUUAACGAAGCCUUCUCACAGAAGAGAGAUUGCACGAUGGCUCUGAUUAAAUAUGAUGUUGCGACACAUUCGACAUUGAUUUAAGCUCACACAUAGUAUGAAUAAUUUAUUACCAGCAACGUUUUCUGGUGAAGGCGUUAUCUUUGCAAUCAGACGGAAACAUACCUGCUGGUAGGACUAUCCCCUGGUGGGUGGUUCUAGUUAGUCCUGGGAGCCCAAUCUGUAGACCAGUUCAACAUAUUACUCAGCACAAGGAGAUAUGUGGGUUAAACACAUAAUGUAGAACAGCAGAACGAGGCUGUAGGUGUUGGAGCACUGAUCUAAUCAUCAAUCACACAGUGGCUUUAUCUAGUGACUGGCACCCCGUCUUUCUUUUGAAGUGCACUUGUGUCUGACAUUGGAGAGUUUCUCCAUACUCACUAUUUCCCUCUCUUUGUCCCUCUCUCUCUCUCCCUCUCUUUGUCCCUCCCUCCCUCUCUCUCU
Molecule: messenger RNA, 4168 nt
Organism: Oncorhynchus gorbuscha (pink salmon)
Lineage: Eukaryota; Metazoa; Chordata; Actinopteri; Salmoniformes; Salmonidae
Product: AT-rich interactive domain-containing protein 3A-like
Exons: 9
Coding region: 358-2235 (625 amino acids)
Biological process (GO): regulation of transcription by RNA polymerase II
Cellular component (GO): nucleus
Molecular function (GO): DNA binding
Source: RefSeq, a predicted model, not a curated record